AUGGAUCGCCCAGUCGGACCUCCCGUCGAGGUCAAACAGGCCCUCCCACCGCCUCGCACCACAUUCACAGGUCACUCCGUCCAGCUGGAGCCAUUGCGAUCCAGCCACAUCGACGACCUAUACCCGAUCAUUGGACAACCCGAGCAAGCAGCCCUAUGGACGUACAUCAACCAGGGUCCCUUCUCAGACAAGGCUUCUUUCACGGAGGUAAUCACCUUUUUCGCGGAGUCCAAUGAUCCCGUCUUCUACGCCCUCAUCGACCCAACUACAAACAAAGCCAUCGGCUUCUUCAGCCUGCUGCGCAUCGAUCUCACCAACCGCGUCGUCGAGCUUGGCUAUAUCGUCUUCUCCUCGCUCUUGCAGCGCACGACGGCGGCGACGGAGGCCGUUUAUCUGGUCGCCCGGGCCGUGUUCGAGGACCUGGGCUAUCGGCGUUUUGAGUGGAAGUGCGAUAAUAUGAAUGCGCCGUCCAAGAAAGCCGCGGCGCGGUUCGGAUUUAUGGCGGAGGGGGUCUUCCGCCAGCAUUUGAUUGUGAAGGGGAGGAAUCGCGAUACGGCUUGGUUCUCGAUCUUGGACUCGGAGUGGCCGGUGUUGAAAACGGCUUUUGAGAAGUGGUUGGACCCGGCUAAUUUUGAUGCGCAAGGGAAGCAGCUUCGCUCGUUGAUUGAUAUUCGUGGGGAAGAGCAGAGCACAAGAGGCUAG
This is a messenger RNA of Penicillium canariense, 702 nucleotides long. Its product is annotated as GNAT family N-acetyltransferase. The record is from RefSeq and is a predicted model, not a curated record. The transcript has a single exon. Gene Ontology annotation, molecular function: protein-N-terminal-alanine acetyltransferase activity; protein N-terminal-serine acetyltransferase activity. Lineage: Eukaryota; Fungi; Ascomycota; Eurotiomycetes; Eurotiales; Aspergillaceae. Bases 1 to 702 code for a protein of 233 amino acids.